Messenger RNA from Cyphellophora europaea CBS 101466, 537 nucleotides. RefSeq lists its product as uncharacterized. Bases 1 to 537 code for a protein of 178 amino acids. The transcript has a single exon. Lineage: Eukaryota; Fungi; Ascomycota; Eurotiomycetes; Chaetothyriales; Cyphellophoraceae. The record is from RefSeq and is a predicted model, not a curated record.
AUGGACGAAUACAACAAGCAACUGAAUUCCAAGAAUGAAAUGAUCAGAUUGCGAGAGCAAGAGAUCACCGAACAAAGCCGGGAAACAGCAAAAAGCGCUGCCUUCGAGAACCCCGAGUAUCACUUUGUCAUCAACAUCUACCUAUAUUUUCGUGAUGAAUUUGUUCUUUGGGACACCAAAUUAUCGAGCUCCUUUCCGAAAAUCGACAACAAUACCGACAUAGCCGCAUUUGCACGGCUCAUCUCCCUGCGAGACGUGGACAGCUCUCGAAACUAUUUCCAUGUGGCUAUCCAGUGGGUCAGGCGCAAUGGUAGCAGAUACUUCACUGCCAUCGAAGAGCCAAAGUCAUAUGAAUUUUGGCUCCAAAGUGUCCGCCAUGAGCUCGAGACUGCAAGUCAGACAGAACAGAGUGACGUCGACAACGACUCGAGGAUGAUGCAUAUCUAUGUCUAUGGCGCUCAGUGCAUAGGUAAAGCUAGGACAAUGAUCGAGAUCUUACUGGAUGACCUGGUUCUUUGGGACCCGUCGAGCUGUUAG